CGCAGGCGUUAGGGAUCUGCGCUCUGGAGAAUUAGCUCCGCGGCUUUCUCUUCUGGACUGGAGUCUCAGAUGGGGCUUCCGGAGAAACGGCGCCCCUGACCACUGAGCUGCACAGAGGAAUGGGUCCUGAUGCAGUGGGCUCUCCGGAGGAUGGACGCCCCAACUGAUUGAGGAGGGUCCUCCUGGGUCCCAUGAGAGGUGGGAAUCCCCACUACCGGUGGCGGGGGUUCCUUACCGAGAGGUCCCUUUGGAGGACGGAGGUCCCCGUGGGGGACGGAGGUCGUAACUUAUGGAGCCACAUGGAAGACUGGGGUUGUGACAGCUGUAUAGAGGACGAGAUCCUGACUGAAGGGACCCCCAAGGGCACGGGAGGGUGGAGUUCUCCCCUGAUCAGGCCCCAGGGAUGGAGGUCCCGAUCCAAUGACUCCAGAGAAUGUGGGUCCUCAUCGAGCUCCAUCUGGACGCGGUCCCGACUAAUCCAUCUCACCUGGGUGGGCUCCACGUGUGAGGGACCCCCCUCUCCCACAAAGGACAGCUCCCCUGCCCAAGUCACUCCACAGGGGUCAGCACCCCACCUUGCUGGGCUGAAUGGGGUCGUGAUGGCCCAGAGGAGGGACAAAGUAGGGAACACCUGACCGCCGGGCUCCCUGAGACAGGACAGCCCCCACCCCCAGACAGCUGUCGCUCCUCCUCUCGCGCGGGGCCUGGCGGAUGUGGGCGGACCCAGCGGCGAGGGGGGGGCGCAGUCGCUGGAUCGCGGGCGGCGGGACGCACCGGGCUGGGGGCUGGGGUAGGACCCGGCGCGCACCAUGGAACUGCUGUCCGCGCUAAGCCUGGGCGAGUUGGCGCUCAGCUUCUCUCGGGUGCCGCUCUUCCCGGUCUUCGACCUCAGCUACUUCAUCGUCUCCAUCCUCUACCUCAAGUAUGAGCCAGGAGCAGUGGAGCUGUCACGGCGCCACCCCAUGGCAUCCUGGCUAUGUGCCAUGCUGCACUGCUUCGGGAGUUACAUCCUGGCUGAUCUGCUUCUUGGGGAGCCCCUGAUUGACUACUUCAGCAACAACUCCAGUGUCCUGCUGGCCUCAGCUGUCUGGUACCUGAUUUUCUUCUGUCCCCUGGACCUCUUUUACAAGUGUGUCUGCUUCCUGCCUGUGAAACUCAUCUUUGUGGCUAUGAAGGAAGUGGUGAGAGUUCGCAAGAUCGCUGUGGGCAUCCACCACGCGCAUCACCACUACCACCACGGGUGGUUCAUCAUGAUUGCCACUGGCUGGGUCAAAGGCUCUGGUGUUGCCCUCAUGUCCAACUUUGAGCAGCUGUUCCGAGGGGUUUGGAAGCCAGAGACCAACGAGAUCUUGCACAUGUCCUUCCCCACCAAGGCCAGCCUGUAUGGAGCUAUACUCUUCACCCUCCAGCAGACCCGCUGGCUCCCAGUGUCCAAAGCCAGUCUCAUCUUUAUCUUCACCAUGUUCAUGGUGUCCUGUAAGGUGUUCCUGACAGCCACUCACUCCCACACCUCCCCUUUUGAUGUUCUGGAGGGCUAUAUCUGUCCCGUGCUAUUUGGGAUGACCUUGGCGGGUGACCAUCAUCAUGACAAUCAUGGUGGGGUCCAUGGGGGAGCCCACGGUGGCAGUGGGCCCAGCUCACCACACUCAGCCAUGGCCACCAAGUCCAAGGAGGAGCUGAGUGAGGGCUCCAGGAAGAAGAAGACCAAGAAGGCAGAUUAGGGGGUGGCCCAGGGGGCUUGUGGGAGGAUGGGGAGAAGACCCCGACUCAGAACCCUCAGUCGGGGGUGGGGGAGGUGUCCUGGGCUCAACUGUCCCCUCGCAGAGCCUCAACUUCUCUGUCUGCAAACUGGGGCCAUUAGCCCACCUUCUGGGGCUGAUGUGAGGGGUUAGAUGAGGUAUGAGGGUAAAGGGCAUUUGUAGGAAUGGGGGUCCUUCUCUGCAGGACCCCUGUAGAGUCCAAUUUUGGGGGGGCAUAGAAUCCUGGCAAUGGCUCCAGCCAGAAAUACUGGCAGUUAUAUUCUUGGUUCUAUUAUUUCCUCUAAAAUUAUGUUUUGACUCUGAAUUUCAAGCAGCAUUGAGAUUCAUUUAUUUGACGAAUGAUUCCUAAGUACCUCCUGAGAGGCAGCUGCUGUGAUUUCCACAUCUUGCUGACUCCUCCUGGGCAUCCCUGGGCAAGGUGCCUCCUUCUCUGAGCCUUGCGCUCCCCAUCUGUAUAAUGGGGUCCCCUGGCCCUUCUCUGUACACAAGGGUGAUGUGAGGCUGGCCACGAACCAGCCUUAUAAGCUCAGAAGCACCGUGCAGUCAGCAGGAGAGCCCCUGACGGGUGUUCACUGCGUUUGAGAACAGCUUUGUGUUUUAGAUCAUUUGUGUUUGUGGGUUGGAGACCCCCACAAGUUACCUGGCACAAAGAAGGCCUUCACUAGACACAUCUAGGCCAGACUUCAGAGCUUGGAGGAUGGGAAAGGCUUGUUCUGACCCUUGGCUUUGGCCUGCCGCUAAACCAAAGAAAUACAGCUAGCUGGGCUGGGGUUCCGAGGUCCAGUGUGUCCAGGGGGCUCCAAGCACUCACUGUUGGGCCCUGGCAGCAUCAGGCCAUCCUCAUGCUGGCAUCCAUUGCCGCCCAUUCAGUUACUAAACAUGUUGCUGCCUACUCUGCUCAGCCUUGUGCUGCUGCUGGGCAGGCUGGAAACUUGUGUUUGGGUGAGUGAGGAGAAUGGUAGCUGAAGGCCCCUCUUAGCUACCUUCAUCUCAUCCCAGGUCACCAGGAUGUCUGAGAGGGGUGGGUGGAUUGAAUUUGGAGUUUGGGCCCAGGCCAGGCCAGCCUGAGGCUGUCCUCUGCAAAAGGGUGCUCAGGGUGUGCUCUGGGCAUUAGUCUGCAGCUGUUUUGAGAUUGGCUUAGGGUUAUGGGGUCCCAGGUGUUGCCCAGCUGUUGGGAAAGUGCCUUGAUCUGGUGAUAUCUGGCAGUUGGAUGGGUCCUGAGACUGUAUCCUCUUGCAUGUCCAUCAAGGCUUGGCAUGAAAGUUCAGCAAAUAAAUCUGUUGUGAGA
Molossus molossus (Pallas's mastiff bat) is the source of this 3048-nucleotide messenger RNA. RefSeq names its product transmembrane protein 38A (gene TMEM38A). The coding region runs from base 810 to 1721 and encodes 303 amino acids. NCBI's taxonomy places the organism in Eukaryota, Metazoa, Chordata, Mammalia, Chiroptera, Molossidae. Gene Ontology annotation, cellular component: membrane. The transcript has 6 exons. Gene Ontology annotation, molecular function: identical protein binding; potassium channel activity. The record is from RefSeq and is a predicted model, not a curated record. Gene Ontology annotation, biological process: potassium ion transmembrane transport.